Kalmanozyma brasiliensis GHG001 is the source of this 4956-nucleotide messenger RNA. RefSeq names its product Protein kinase domain protein. Gene Ontology annotation, molecular function: ATP binding; protein serine/threonine kinase activity. The transcript has a single exon. Bases 1 to 4956 code for a protein of 1651 amino acids. NCBI's taxonomy places the organism in Eukaryota, Fungi, Basidiomycota, Ustilaginomycetes, Ustilaginales. Gene Ontology annotation, biological process: protein phosphorylation; intracellular signal transduction; regulation of MAPK cascade. The record is from RefSeq and is a predicted model, not a curated record. Gene Ontology annotation, cellular component: cytoplasm.
AUGCUGCGCACCAUGGCAUCGGACCACGACGACAGGUCCAACACCUCGCUUCGCACGCCUCUGUUUCGACGACCCAGCAACGUCUCGCCCUCGUCCUCACAGUUUACCUCGCAGCUUGACUCGAAACAUGCCUAUCUGUCCCCCGAAGAGAGACGCUACCACGCCGAAGCGGCUUGGUCUGACGCGUCGAUAUCCCCGCUUUCGAGCAACGCCGUCUCGCCCAACGUCAACUAUGAUCGUGAGCUUCCUCAACUGCCGCCUGAUGCGCUCGGCGAGAUCAACACCAACCGGCUCGCCUCGCGCGAUCUUCCGCGCACCGACGACGAGGUGGGAUUCCGGCAUGUCCCCGAGUAUGGUCCCUCGUCCCCUUCCAACUUCAAGAGCGACAUGAGCAGCAAAUCAUCCGCAGCUCUCCGUUUUGCGAGCGCCUCCACCUCGGCCGCCGUCUCUGCAGCAGGCGUCGGUCUCAAGAAGCUCGGCAAGAAGGCGUCCGCGGCACGUCUGCGUCGAGCCAACACCAGCCAGGGAGCUGCAGAGCGCGAUGCAAGCUAUGCAGCCAUGCGCGAUGCAUACUCGCCUCACAGCGCUACAUGUGAGACGCCAUCGGACGACUCGUGGACGCGUCCCGGCUUCACUGUGGCAUCUGGCUCUCAACAUCCUCGCAGCCACAGUCGCAAUCCCAGCAACGCUGAAGCUGCAUUGUAUGCCUUCGUGGACCACGCCGAUCCCGCCAUCGGCCUACCCUACGACGUCGCGCAUAAUGUCCACGUCGAUAUCGGCCCGCAAGGCUACACAGGACUGCCGGCGUCCUGGGCGAGCAUAUUGCUGUCCGAAGGUAUGGACAAUCGAGAUGUUCACGCUGAUCCCAGCGCAGCAGCCAGGCUCAUCAUGGACAAGACCGAAUUCUAUGUCCAGCGGGCCGUACACAGCGGUGGCGACGCCGACGACACGCGCCGCGUUCUGUCCCAGAGACUUGCCCAAGAUCCAGUCCUCAGCGCGGCGGUGGCGUCCAACGCUCAUCUGUGGCCAGCCGGAGCACGGCGUGGUAGCGACCAUUCCAGAGCCAGCACCUCCUACAGCAGCGUUCUCGAAGCAGGGUGGGACCUCAGCGCGCCGCGAAAGACACCAUCCUCGGACGAGGCCUCCUCUCUACCGUCCAAGAGUCCCUUGCUGCCUGACUUUGCUGCCGAAGAUUACGACGACUGGGCCACCUCGCUUCUCAGCUCCAUCCCUUCAGCCGCCAACGACAAGCAAAGCAACCCAGCGAAGGGAUCUCAGAAGAGCACAGAACCGGUGUCACGUCGGCAAGACGGCUUGUCCGCACAACAAGGUGAGGAGAGCUCGCUCAACGGCCUUGGCAUCGGUAUGUCUGCCCACGACACUCCCAAAUACACGGUCCAACGCGACCGCGUCCCAUCUCAUGCCACCCCCAAGGCAUCUCAACGCAUGCGAGCAGCCAUCGGCAUGGAUCCAGGUUCCGACCGAGGUCAAUCUGGCCGCACACUCCUCGAUCAAGGGCAGCAGAGGCUUGACGAAAGCCCUGACAUGGCCAAAAGAGCCAGCAUGGAUCUGCACGACGAUUUCGAAACUGUUCAGAUCGCUCAGGCUGCCGUCGUCACCAAGAGUGUCUUCAGACCAGUUCGGGCAAGCCAGCUCGGUGCACGCAAGGUGUCUCCUUCCGCAGCUUCGCUGGACUUCGGCAUCUCGCAACUGAGUCCGAGCGCAAGCGGCGAUGCCAUCGAGACGCAUGGCCGCGUUCAACGCUCGCCGCAUCCUCCUAGCGCUUCUCGUUCGCCCUCCUUUCGGGCGGACAUGAACACGUCUCGCUGUGGCUCCGCCGACUCGUACGCGUCCGCUCGGUCCCGUCCGGACGUGUACGCUCGAGAGAGGAGUGGCUCGAAUGCACCUCUGCCUCGCAUCCACACGGAGAAUGUCUCGACCGUUCUCGAACGGGCUGUUACCAGCUCGCCCCUCGAUACCAGCUCGUCCGGUCACUCGUCGAUGCGCACAAGAAGCCCAGCUCCUACCAUCGCCACCUCCUCACUGGGUCACGGCCACGGCAACAAUCCUGGACCCGUGCCUCAUAGCUCACCGUCACCGAGCCUAUCCGUCCGAGAUUCCGUGUUGCCUGCCGUGCCCCCCAAAGAUAUUGAUUGGCGCGCACGCUCCCCGGCACUGUCCGUCACCGCUUCCGAGCCCGAAGUGGCUGUAGCUUCGCCCGCGGGAGCACAGACUGCGUGGCGGUUCGCAAAGAAGGGCCCUUCGUCCCUCGAUGGCGGCCACACCGCUGGUCAGGGUCACCGGGCGCAGGAGAGCUGGGCGAGCGCGGCACCUUCGAUCACCACCUCCGAGGGCAGGAAUAGCGUGACGACAGGUCUUGGACUGCGAGAUCGCCGUCAGGCUCCACCACGCAUAUAUCCUCCUUCGUCCUCGACUCGAUGGGCACACAUCGCCCUACGAGACGAUGCCUGCAGUCCCGGUGCGUCCUCAGUCUCGAGCAGACGUACGCAACAGUCGCCCGUGCAGGGCCCGAUCUCCAGAAAGACAUCCGCGGACAGCCUGUCUCGACCGGAGCGCAGUCCCCUAAGCAGCCACUCGCACGGCUCAGCAUCCCGCGAAUACGGUGUCUCCUCACUGAAAGGCCACGGACCAUCACACUCGCAGCAGCAAACGGUGGAGUCCCACAGGCGUGAGGCGGACGGCAUAAUCACUUCGAGUGAAAUUCACACUUCCGCACGCGACUCUACGGGACCGCCGCCGCCGCCACCUCCUAAGCCCACGGUGGUGAUACGAAAGCAGCCAGAGUACAUAUCUCCAGGAGCAGAUGGAUUCUACACGAUACCCCCCUUGCCCGCUGCGUCCACCAACGGUACUGCUGCUACUACCUCCGAUCGGCUGCGACCACCGUUCCUGUCACCUGCGCUUUCCCCGGGAUCUCCAGCCUCCCCGGCGUCUCCGGCAUCCCCAGCGUCGUCAGGUGGAGCAUCGGACUAUUAUUCUGCCAUCGACCAGUGGAUGCGAGACGACUAUCUGGAUCGAUCGCCAUCGAUGUCGACAAUGGCCGACGCAUCACCCAAUCCUUCAGAUGGCAGCCGCGGAUCGCCUUUGCUGCCAUUGCCCAAGGAGCAGGAGGGGGCUGACAAUUUCUCACAUGCGUCGCCUCGUUUGCACGAGGCUGAGUUUAUCCAUGCUCUACGGUCACCAAAGGAGCAGCUCCCACCGAUUCCCUCCAAGGAUUCACUGGACCGCUUUGCGAAUGCGCCGCCAGCAUCGGAACAGGUGCCUCGGCUUGCAUCUGCAGCGCCGCCUCGCCUUGAGCUGAGCAAGACAUUCUCUACUUUCUCCAGCUUCGAAGCAGAGUAUCCCUCGCCUUCGUCGCCUGGCGACGCUUUCGAGACGCUCGACGACGUGACGUCGCACCGAGCUUUCGCAUCUCGCAAGGAUGGCGAAGCUGCUUCGUCGCCCAAUCGCCGCCGUGACAAGAAGGGGCGAAGCAAAGGGACCUGUCCGCACGCUCGAGAACGCGACGACACCAGAUCCAUCAUCUCGAUCGGACCACGUGCCCAAGAGGAUGCCGGGCGCUUCCCGGUCUCGAUGCACUAUGCUAGUGGUUUCGAGACGGCAUCGAUGAUGGGCGACGAUUCGGAAGCGAUCCAGUCGUUCCGCGAAUUGAUGCUAGCGCGUCAGUCCAUGGACUUGGAGGAAAUGAUGCCGAUGCAGAUAGGAUCGGACGAAGCACCGCCGGUCCCGGCGUUGCCGAGCAAGGCAGAGCUCGAAGCGAAAGUUGCAGCCGUCAAUCUAAUGCGCACAAUAGAUGCGGAGCAGCGUGGACGACCAACGAGAAGCCCGGUUCCGGGCGGUGACAGUGGCUCAGCAUCGCCGAGACUCGGCAAGCAGGAUUUCAGCACCAUGGCAGUCGCUCUCCCACCCAAAUUGGCUCAUCUGCGCGAAGCCAUCGAACUGAAGCCGCUGCAACAGAACGUGCUGCAGGACAUGCAAAUGAUUGGCGAAGGCGAGAGCGGGCCCGUCUUUGCCGCUAAUGAUGUCCUCAAGAGGCGGCGAGUGGCCAUCAAAAGCAUCCGGUUCACCACCGAUCCCGACGCGGAGCCUUCCGCGCGUCUUUUGGGCUUGGUGAAAGAAGUCAGUGUUUGGCGACGCUGCCGUCACGUCAACAUCCUCGACCUCUAUUCGACCGUCCUCACGGACAACGCGAUCUGGUUGGUGCACGAGCUGGCAGACAGGAGCCUGGCCGACCUAAUCGCGCUGAAGGACGACGGCGUGGUGCUCAAGGAACCCGAAAUGAGCCGCGUUCUGUGUGACAUGGUCGAGGGGCUGCAGUUCCUGCACAGCAAGAGCAUAACGCAUCACGACGUCCGCAGUGACAAUGUCAUGAUCUCGAGCACGGGCGUGUGCAAGCUGAGCGACUUUACGCAUGCCGCCGAACUCAGCGCUGGGGUCCGCUCGCGUCACUCGGUGAUCGGCACGCCGUACUGGAUGGCUCCCGAAGUGAUCAAGGGCAAGAGCUACGGCAUCACCACGCCCAGUGACGUGUGGUCGUUGGGCGUGGUGCUGUGGGAGAUGAUCGAAGGUCAGCCUCCGAGAGUCGAAUUCCCACCGCUGCGGGCCAUCAUGUUGACAGCAGAGAAAGGAUUGCCGGCAUUGCGCGAUCCGGGCUCGCUCUCGCACGAGCUCAAGUUGUUCUUGCACUGGGCGACGGAGAUGGAUGCGAACAAAAGACCGACCGCCGAGACGCUGGCGAUGAGCGACUUCCUGGCGGAUCCAUGCAGCCGUGCGAGCAUUGUCGCGUUGCUGGAGAAAGCGCGAACGGUCGAGAUGGAAGCAUCAGCAGGAGAAGAGGAGGCCGAAACGGACGGAGAGCGAAGAGACGGUGACUCUGGCACCCAUGGCUUGCGACGCAGGGGGAGUUGGAGCAGUGAUUCCACGACGAAGGGGUGA